Molecule: messenger RNA, 405 nt
Organism: Acaulospora morrowiae
Lineage: Eukaryota; Fungi; Glomeromycota; Glomeromycetes; Diversisporales; Acaulosporaceae
Source: the annotation of a GenBank genome assembly
CCACCGAGCGAUGGUUCGGAAAGGCGCCAGGUCAUCAAGAGUAAGAUCAUGGCAAUCGGAAAAAUGGCAAGGGUGUUCUCCAUUCUAAGGGAAGAAUCGGAACGCGUCAUGGAAUUAAAGAGCGUGACAGGCGAUGGAAAAUUACCUUAUGGCACUUUGGCCUUGGGGGCCGAGGGAAUCAAGAGAGCAAUCACUUCUUUCGAAGAGGCACGUCGUUCUGAUCUUGAGAACGAACGCUUACCACCGACGCGAAAAGAAGUAGACGAUGUUGAACGUUCUAAAGCUAUUAAAGAGGCAAUCCAGGAGGUUGACGACGAUCAAGCGCUCCAGGAGGUUGCUGAAGUAUUUAUUAAAGAUGAUGAGAGAAGGAAAAGUUUGAAAGAAGCUGUGAAUGUUAAUCUUUGA